This is a messenger RNA of Panicum virgatum (switchgrass), 837 nucleotides long. Its product is annotated as putative B3 domain-containing protein Os04g0347400. NCBI's taxonomy places the organism in Eukaryota, Viridiplantae, Streptophyta, Magnoliopsida, Poales, Poaceae. The record is from RefSeq and is a predicted model, not a curated record. The transcript has 2 exons. Gene Ontology annotation, molecular function: DNA binding. The coding region runs from base 1 to 837 and encodes 278 amino acids.
AUGGAAGAGCCCGAAGUAGAUGUAGAAGAAAAUGAUCCCAGUGAUGAUCUGGGACAGUCCAUCCCGCCCAAGUUCACGGCGGGUCGUCCCUGGCGCGCCGCCACCGCCGGCAAGCUGCGGGAUCCCGCGGCGAGGUCGUGGGACGUGGACCUUCACCGCGACGGCGACCAUCGGCUGUCCUUCACGGGCCGCGGGUGGCUCGGCUUCGUCUCGGCCAACGGCAUCUCCGCCGGGCAGCUGCUGGUCUUCGAGCACCGCGGCGGCUUGGACUUCGCCGUCGACCUAUUCGACGCCUCCGGCUGCCUCAGCGACGAUGGAUUCCGUGAUGAAGCAGCUGAACAGAAGCGCACGACGACAGAGACCACGGCCGAGUGCCGACGGCGGCCAGAGGCCACCGGGGUCAAGAGGAGGAAGCGGUCGCCAAGCAGCACGGCCGAUACCGGCGACGAUGACACGCUCUGGCGCCGCAUCGAGAGGCCUUACCAGCUGCGCUACUUGGACCUGAGCAAGAGUUUCUGCGAGCGCCUUGGCUGGACGUCGUCGCGCGACGUCGAGUUGCUGGUAGCCGGCGGUGACGACGAGCAGCGGCGCUGGCCGGUGAGCGUCAAGGUGUCGGCCAAGCAGAGCGGCAUGAUGUGCGCCGGCUGGACGGAGUUUGCGCAGGGCAACGGGGUCGGCCUCUCCGACGCCUGCGCCUUCGUGUCACUCCAAGGCUCCCAUGGUGGAGACUGGAGUGCUUCGUGUCCGCGUCAUCAGGGGCAGGGGCACCACCACCAGCUGACCUCACCUGAUGGGCCAUCAUUUUCACCGGUUUAUGAUCCGUUUGCACCUAUUUGA